Messenger RNA from Adineta ricciae, 738 nucleotides. Lineage: Eukaryota; Metazoa; Rotifera; Eurotatoria; Adinetida; Adinetidae. The record is from the annotation of a GenBank genome assembly.
AUGUUCUGCUCAAGUACAGAAGAAGAUCUGUGGUGUUAUUUUCGUGUACAGAAUUCCGAUGGCAGUCAGUCAUGGUGCUUAGACGAAGAUUGUUACAAAUAUUUAGAUGUCGUUUCCAUUGAUGAUAAUCAUUGUGAAACAAACUUUUUAUCCCUUCGAUUCUCAUCUUAUUCAACAUACUUCACAUUUCUUCGUUCCACUUCCACAAAAAAGUCACUCUCAUCAUAUUUUUCUCGAAAGCAAACUAAUGCAGAACGUCUUCUUCAAAUUGAAUUUCUAUCUUCAUUAAAAGACGAUCAAAUAUUCCACCUUAACGAACUCAAACUUUUGAGUAAUUCCACGCCGUCAAAUAUCGAUACGUAUGAAUUAGUUUUUCCAGGCAAUCUUAUUGAAAAUGACUCACCAAUGAUUUUCGACGAACAAAUUUUUCUCAGUGAACAACAACAAUACAUCGAUACAAUACGACUGAUAUUCAAUUGUUCGGCGAAUGAAAGAGUCGAAUGGGAAUUAGUGAAAAGUAUACAAUCGGUGUCAUAUUCACCAUGUCCACAGCAAAUCCGAUUAAAACAAGAAAAUAAUCACGACCAAAUCUAUGUUAUUAUUCUCACGAGUUGUAUCGCAUUUUUCUCUGUUAUCAUCAUUGGUAUAAUCGGUUUGAUUUUAUUUCAUACUUUCUAUGUAAAAAAUAACCAACGACUGAUCUCUGUGAGUUCAAUUUCACUAAUCGAACGGUUCUAA